Messenger RNA from Lottia gigantea (owl limpet), 1071 nucleotides. RefSeq lists its product as hypothetical. NCBI's taxonomy places the organism in Eukaryota, Metazoa, Mollusca, Gastropoda, Lottiidae. The record is from RefSeq and is a predicted model, not a curated record. The annotation marks the transcript as partial. The transcript is spliced from 4 exons. Gene Ontology annotation, biological process: steroid biosynthetic process. Gene Ontology annotation, molecular function: 3-beta-hydroxy-Delta5-steroid dehydrogenase (NAD+) activity.
GAGAAGAAAGAGGUGGUAGUUAUAACUGGUGGUUCAGGGUUUCUAGGACAACAUAUUAUACGGGAAAUACAACAACAUUCAGCUAAUAUCAGUGAAAUACGUAUACUAGAUAUUAAACCUCCUGGUAAAUUCAUGGACUAUGAAGACUUUAUACCUAUUAAAACAAUACUGUCCAGUAUCAACAACUUGGCAUCAGUGUGCCAGGCACUACGUGGUGCUGAUAGUGUUAUACAUGUUGCAGGAUUAAUCAGUUAUGGUACCUUCCCUGAUUUUACCAAUAUGGAAAAAAUAAACGUUGAAGGUACCAAAACAGUAAUAGAAGCCUGUGUAAAAGAAAAUAUAGAACGCCUACUAUUCUGUAGCACAGUGGAUGUAGUUAUAGGGCAUCAAGAUAUUCUUGACGGUAAUGAAGAGACUAGUAUACCCAAGACUUUCCUAUUUCCUGGUUAUCCAGACACAAAAUAUAGAGCUGAAAAGUUAAUCUUGGCUGCUAAUGGAACAAAAUUGUCAACAGGUAAACAGCUUCAUACAAUAUCACUUCGACCCAAUGUCAUGUAUGGAGAAGGAGAUCCUUAUUAUGUUUCUACAGCUCUUCAAAACGCUGACCAAAAUAAGGGUGUAUUAAUACGUGUGGGGAAUGGGACUGCUUUGUUUCAACAAUCUUAUGCUGGUAAUGUGGCUUGGGCAUUUUUGUGUGCUGACACCGCCUUAAGAAAUAAUCCCUCACAAGUUUCAGGACAGGUGUUCUUCGUACCAGACAACACGCCCCUUCAAAAUUCAUUCCUGUUUAUGAACUAUUUCCUGACAUUACGGAACCAACGUUUAUCGUCUUUCUACUUACCAUGGAGACAUGUGUACGUCACGUUAUAUUGGUUAGAAUUAGUGCUCAAGGCAUUAUCUCCCUUAAUGAAACUCUCCUUACCGGCCCAGUCGUGUAGCGUUAAGUAUAUUAACAUGAAUUUAUAUUUUAGUUCAUAUAAAUCACGACAGUUACUAGGCUAUAAACCAUUUUAUACACCACAAGAAUCUAUAGAAAAAUCAUCUUUAUAUUAUAAACACUACAAAAAAUAA